Somion occarium is the source of this 591-nucleotide messenger RNA. The record is from the annotation of a GenBank genome assembly. NCBI's taxonomy places the organism in Eukaryota, Fungi, Basidiomycota, Agaricomycetes, Polyporales, Cerrenaceae.
GACUCAUUUAUGCUGACGGCGAACAAUUCGGGAUAGUCGCUCAUCGUCGUCCGACCGACAUUGCUUGACAUUCCAGACGUUGACCAACCCCCUUUCAUCGCGGUCCAACUCCGUCGUUUCUUUAUUUCGACCAUCUCAAUCAGUCUUCGCAAUGUCGGGAGCAGCAUCUGCCGCAGCAGGUUCGAAGUUCCAGGCUUUCAUGAAUCACCCGGCCGGCCCCAAAACGGUGUUCUUCUGGGCUCCGAUGAUGAAGUGGUGCUUGGUCGCAGCUGGGUUGAAGGAUCUCUCGAGGCCAGCAGAGAAGCUUAGCGUAUCACAGAACGUCGCUCUCGCUGCAACCGGCUUCAUCUGGGUUCGUUACUCCUUGGUGAUUACCCCAGUUAACUACAGUCUGGCCGCGGUCAACUUCUUCGUUGGAUCGACUGGUCUCGGUCAACUAGCUAGGAUCUGGCACUACCAACGCACUAAACAAGAUCCGAUACUUGACCUGAUCAAUUCGAGAAAGGCGGAAAAGGCGGCUGCGGCUGCGAAGGCAUGAGUCAGUUUUGAUUUCGCUGUGUUCGUGGUGGGAUGAUGCCUGACGGAUUGCCA